GCGAGAGCGAGAGGGAUAUAGAGAGCGCGAAACAAGGAGCCGAUAGGCCGUCCGAAUACGAGCAGAGGGAGAGAGGGAGAGAAAGAGAGAGAGAGAGAGAGAGAGAGAGAGCUUUUCACUUCAUCGCCUUUCUUUCCCAACCGAAGUCGCGUUCUGUUAGCUGUCCCUGGGUUUUAGGGCAAAAAAAUUUGCAAAAAAAAGAAAAAGAAAAAAUUCAUUUAUGGGAAAAGGAACAAUACGCAGCAGGGUGCAGAGAUCACAAUCGCGAAAAUAAGAAAAGAAGAAGAAGAAGAAUAAGAUCUCGCUGUUUUCAGGGCUGGAUCGUUUAGUCAGUCUACGGAUUCCUUCAUUUCGGGAUUAGUUUAUGCGAUUUCUCGAUUUUCUGGAUUUAAAAAAUUUUUUUUUUUGGGUGGAGUGUUUUGGACGAAGACUAUCCUUUUGGAGCUUGGGAGAUUGUUGUAGAUCGUGGAGGUGGGUUCCGAUCUGCCGGACAGAUUGAUUGGGCGGCGGAGCAUCAUCGUCGGAUGAGAGGCUCACAUGUUCCAGUCAUCCCGGAAAACGAUGAAAUGGGGGUCAUUGCUUAAGGACAUCAAGGAAAAAGUCGGUCUUUCGCAGCCUUCGUCUGCGGCUUCGUCGCCGUCAUCAUCUGGCCGCCAUAAUGCUCCCUAUGCCGUGCAUGACUUUGCGCAGUCUCCUUCGAGAGACAAACAUGAACUGGAAUUGGACUUCAAGAGACAUUGGGAAGAUUUCCGUUCAUCCAGCUCAGAAAAGGAGAAAGAAGCGGCCUUGAAUUUGACUGUAGAUGCUUUUUGUAGAUUAGUGAAGCAGAAUGCUAAUGUAGCUCAAUUAGUUACCAUGUUAGUUGAAACACACAUAUUUUCUUUUGUUGUUGGGAGGGCAUUUGUAACAGAUAUUGAGAAGUUGAAAAUCAGCAGCAAAACACGAUCAUUACAUCUUGUGAAAGUGCUAAGUUUUUUUUCAGAGGUCACAAAGGAUGGCAUCUGUCCUGGGUCGAACUUAUUAAAUGCUGUGGAAGUUCUUGUUUCUGGGCCUAUUGAUAAACAAUCUCUCCUUGAUUCGGGAAUCUUUUGCUGUCUCAUUCAAAUUCUCAAUUCUCUUAUGGGAAAUGAUGAAUCUAAUCAAAGGAAUCAAGCUAGUGAUGGUGAAGGUUCAUUAUGUGCGGAAAAUGAUUAUGAUGGUAAUGGAGGGCAAGCCCGCUGGCUUGAGGUUGAGGGUAGUGUUGUGCAUGUCAUGAAAGCCUUGGCUAGCCACCCAUCUGCUGCACAGAGUUUGAUUGAGGAUGAUUCACUUCAGUUACUUUUUCAGAUGGUUGCCAAUGGGUCCUUGACUGUUUUCUCUCGAUAUAAAGAUGGCCUAGUUCCCUUGCACACCAUACAGCUUCAUAGACAUGCAAUGCAGAUAUUAGGUCUUCUUUUGGUUAAUGACAAUGGAAUUACAGCCAAGUAUAUACGCAAACAUCAUCUGAUUAGAGUUCUUUUAAUGGCUGUCAAGGAUUUCAAUCCUGACUGCGGUGACUCUGCCUACACAAUGGGCAUUGUGGACUUGUUGCCUGAAUGUGUGGAAUUGUCAUAUAGACCUGAGGCUGGUGGUAUCAGGCUCAGGGAGGACAUACACAAUGCUCAUGGUUAUCAAUUCCUUGUGCAGUUUGCAUUGAUACUUUCUACCAUGCCAAGAAAUCAGGGAUUCCAAUCUAUUCAUUCGGAGUCUUCUUCUGACCCAAAUUUUGCCUCAGAUGGUUCUCGUGGAUUUGAUGAUGCUACAAGGCAAGAGUUCAUGGGAGGAGGGGAGGGUUCAUCACACCUUCUGCCAACUCUAUCCAGAUUGCUCGAUGUUCUCGUUAAUUUAGCUCAAACAGGACCUCCUGAAUCAACAGGAUCAUCUGGAAUCAAGAAUUCCAAGUCUUCUCAUGCCAAGGCUAGUGGACAUGGCAGAAGUUCCGCAUCAUCUUCUGAAAGGCUUGGUGAUGAAUUUUGGGAGAAGGGAAAUAGUAAAGUUAAAGAUCUAGAAGCUGUCCAGAUGUUGCAAGAUAUUUUCCUUAAAGCUGGCAGCAGGGAGCUGCAGGCAGAAGUAUUAAACAGAAUGUUUAAGAUAUUUUCAAGUCAUCUUGAAAAUUACAAGUUGUGCCAGCAGUUACGAACUGUGCCACUCUUCAUUCUUAAUAUGGCUGGUUUUCCUCCAUCUCUACAAGAAAUCAUCUUGAAAAUUCUUGAAUAUGCUGUGACUGUAGUGAAUUGCAUUCCUGAGCAAGAGCUGCUUUCACUUUGCUGCCUCUUGCAGCAGCCGAUAACGUCUGAAUUAAAGCAAACAAUUCUUUCUUUUUUCGUAAAACUUUUGUCUUUUGAUCAGCAGUAUAAGAAAGUGCUGAGAGAAGUUGGUGUGCUGGAAGUUCUGUUAGAUGAUCUGAAGCAGCACAAGUUUCUUUCAGGCCAAGACCAGCACAAUGACAACUCUAAUAAGUUGGAGAGGAAAUCUAGCUCAAGCAGCUUCAAGAAACACUUGGACAGCAAGGAUAUUAUUAUUUCUUCACCUAAGUUAAUGGAAUCUGGCUCAGGGAAGUUUCCUCUCUUCGAAGUCGAGGUAACAAUUGCUGUUGCAUGGGAUUGCUUGGUUUCCCUAUUAAAAAAAGCUGAGGCAAAUCAAGCAUCUUUCCGAUCUGCAAAUGGCGUGACCACUGUUCUCCCCUUUUUGGUAUCUGAUAUUCAUCGUCCAGGUGUCCUCCGAAUACUAUCUUGUUUGAUUAUUGAAGAUGUUACGCAGGCUCAUCCAGAAGAAUUAGGUGCGUUGGUUGAAGUUUUAAAAAGUGGAAUGGUCACAAGCUCUUUGGGAUCCCAGUACAGGCUUCAAAAUAAUGCAAAAUGUGAUACUUUGGGAGCAUUAUGGCGCAUGUUGGGAGUAAAUAAUUAUGCUCAAAGGGUCUUCGGCGAAGCCACUGGCUUUUCUCUUUUAUUAACCACCUUGCAUGGUUUCCAAAGCGAAGGGGAACACACAGAUUCAGUGCCUUACAUCAAAUUGUUUACGUAUCUUUUGCGUGUCAUGACAACUGGAGUGAGUGAUAAUGUUAUUAACAGGACGAAGUUGCAUACAGUUAUUUCAUCCCAAACAUUUUAUGAUCUUCUGUUGGAGUCGGGUUUGCUUUGUGUGGAGUGUGAGAAGCAAGUCAUUCAAUUGUUGUUGGAACUUGCUCUUGAAGUGGUGCUUCCCCCAUUCUUAACGCCUGAAACUUCCAAUUCAGAUAUGAUUGAAGAUGGAUCUGCUGCUUUCCUUCUAAAUACUUCUGGUUCUUUUAGUACUGAUAAGGAACGGGUGUAUAAUGCUGGGUCUGUUAAAGUUCUUAUACGUUCACUGUUGCUUUUUACUCCAAAGGUGCAGUUAGAGAUACUGAACUUUAUUGAAAAGCUUGCUCGUGCAGGCCCCUUCAACCAGGAAACGCUUACCUCUGUAGGUUGUGUGGAACUUCUACUGGAGACGGUUCAACCCUUUCUUUCGGGCUCAUCACCAUUACUAUACCAUGCUUUGAAAAUUGUGGAAGUUCUUGGGGCCUAUAGGUUGUCAAUGUCAGAACUCCGAGUGCUUAUUAGAUAUAUUCUGCAGUUGAGGCUGAUGAAGUCGGGUCAUAUUCUUGUUAGUAUGAUGGAGAGGUUAAUUUGUAUGGAAGAUAUGACAUCAGAAAAUGUUUCCCUGUCUCCAUUUAUAGAGAUGGACAUGAGUACGGUUGGCCAUGCUUCUGUUCAAGUGUCUCUGGGUGAAAGAUCAUGGCCUCCUGCUGCUGGUUAUUCAUUUGUUUGUUGGUUUCAAUUUGGUAAUUUUUUGAAAUCGCAAGCGAAAGAAACAGAACUUUCCAGGGCUGCACCUUCUAAGAGGCGGAGCGCUUCUAGUGGGCAGCACCAUGGAGGCCAUGUUCUCCGGAUAUUCUCUGUUGGUGCGGUGGAUAAUGGGAACACAUUCUAUGCAGAACUUUAUAUUCAGGAAGAUGGUGUGUUAACACUUGCAACCAGCAACUCUUCAUUUCUAUCUUUUUCUGGGUUAGAAUUAGAGGAAGGCAGGUGGCAUCAUCUUGCAGUAGUUCAUAGCAAACCGAAUGCUCUGGCUGGACUAUUCCAGGCUAGUGUUGCAUACAUAUAUCUAAACGGAAAGUUGAGGCACACAGGAAAGCUAGGAUAUUCUCCAUCUCCAGCUGGAAAGUCUUUGCAAGUAACUGUUGGGACACCGGUUACUUGUGCUAGGAUUAGUCGCUUGUCGUGGAAACUUCGAUGUUGCUAUCUUUUUGAAGAGGUACUCUCACCUGGUUCUAUAUGUUUCAUGUAUAUUCUUGGUAGAGGAUACAGAGGGCUUUUCCAAGACACAGAUCUAUUGCGUUUUGUUCCUAACCAGGCUUGUGGUGGUGGUAGUAUGGCCAUCUUAGAUUCAUUAGAUGCUGAUUUGCCUUUGGCUUCUAACAUGCAAAGGCUUGAUGGUGCUAGCAAGCAAGGGAAUUCAAAGGCUGAUGGCAGUGGCAUUGUCUGGGAUAUGGAGAGACUAGGAAACCUUUCAUUGCAGCUCUCUGGGAAGAAGCUUAUAUUUGCAUUUGAUGGGACAUGUACUGAGGCUUCUCGACCUUUUGGGACCUUGUCCAUGAUCAAUUUAGUUGAUCCAACGUCAGCAGCUGCUUCUCCUAUUGGGGGUAUACCACGCUUUGGACGUCUUCAUGGGGAUAUCUAUAUCUGUAGGCAAUGUGCUAUUGGUGAUACUAUCCCCCCAAUUGGUGGAAUGGCUGUUGUCCUGGCCCUUGUUGAAGCUGCUGAAACAAGGGAUAUGCUGCACAUGGCUCUGUCAUUGCUUGCAUGUGCUCUUCAUCAGAAUCCACAGAAUGUGAGAGACAUGCAGACAUAUCGGGGAUAUCACUUGCUUGCUCUCUUUUUGCAUCGUAGGAUGUCAUUAUUUGACAUGCUGUCUCUUGAGAUCUUUUUCCAGAUUGCUGCAUGUGAAGCCUCAUUUUCUGAACCAAAGAGAUUAGGAAAUGUUCAGACUACUUUGUCACCUCCUGCAAGUAUCCCAGAAGCCAGCCUUGAGGAUCUUAGUUUGUCAAAAUUUCGUGAUGAAUUGUCUUCAGCUGGAUCUCAUGGAGAUAUGGAUGAUUUUUCUGCUCAAAAAGAUUCUUUUAGUCACAUGUCAGAGCUUGAAAAUACUGAUUUGCAAGCUGAAACAUCAAAUUGCAUUGUCUUGUCAAAUGCAGAUAUGGUUGAACAUGUGUUGUUAGACUGGACUUUGUGGGUAACAGCUCCGAUUUCAAUUCAAAUUGCACUGCUGAGCUUCCUUGAGCACCUAGUGUCAAUGCAUUGGUACCGGAAUCAUAACCUGACAGUUUUACGCCGUAUCAACCUUGUUCAACAUUUACUUGUAACUCUGCAGAGGGGUGAUGUUGAAAUUCCUGUCUUGGAAAAAUUGGUUGUGUUACUUGGGGUGAUUUUAGAAGAUGGUUUUCUGGCUUCUGAACUUGAACAUGUUGUCAGGUUUGUGAUUAUGACAUUUGAUCCACCUGAGCUGACACCGCGCCAUCAAAUAGCUCGGGAGUCUAUGGGGAAGCAUGUUAUUGUAAGGAAUAUGUUGCUGGAGAUGCUUAUCGAUCUACAAGUCACCAUAAAAUUAGAAGAGUUGCUCGAGCAAUGGCAUAAAAUUGUUUCAUCCAAAUUGAUUACAUAUUUCCUUGAUGAAGCUGUUCAUCCUACUAGUAUGAGAUGGAUAAUGACUCUUCUUGGUGUUUGUCUUGCAUCGUCUCCUACAUUUUCACUUAAAUUUCGCACUAGUGGAGGUUAUCAGGGUCUGGCACGGGUACUUCCUAGUUUCUAUGAUUCCCCAGAUAUAUAUUAUAUUCUUUUCUGUUUGAUAUUUGGCAAGCCUGUAUAUCCAAGGUUACCUGAAGUUCGCAUGCUAGACUUUCAUGCCCUUAUGCCAAGUGAUGGAAUUUAUGGAGAGCUGAAAUUUGUAGAACUGUUGGAAUCUGUGAUUGCAAUGGCAAAGUCUACUUUUGAUAGGUUGAGCAUGCAAUCAAUGAUUGCCCACCAAACUGGCAAUCUUUCCCAGGUCAGUGUGGGCAUUGUGGCAGAGCUUGUGGAAGGAAAUGCAGACACAACAGGAGAGCUUCAAGGUGAAGCUCUGAUGCAUAAGACGUAUGCAGCACGCCUAAUGGGUGGGGAGGCAUCUGCUCCUGCUGCUGCCACUUCAGUGCUGAGAUUCAUGGUUGAUCUGGCAAAAAUGUGUAGUCCAUUCUCUGCUGUAUGCAGACGGGCAGAUUUUCUAGAAAGCUGUGUUGACCUUUAUUUUUCUUGUGUUAGGGCUGCCUUUGCAGUGAAGAUGGCAAAAGAACUCUCUGUGAGGACAGAUGAGAAGAACAUGAAUGACUGUGAUGAUACUAAUAGUUCCCAGAAUACAUUUUCUAGCAUGCCUCAUGAACAGGAGCCGUCUACCAAAACCUCCAUAAGUGUUGGAAGCUUUGCUCAAGGGCAGGUAAGUACAAGCUCUGAGGACAUGCCUGUGCCCAUAAAUAAUAUUGAUGAUGAUGAAGCAGAAAUAAAUAUCGCCGUGUACCAGCAGGAAUCAAUGAAAUCUGUUCAAGAUGUUAACACUGUUCAGAGUUUAGAUGCUGAAGCUAUUGAUCAAGUGUCUACAGCUACUUCCAGCAGUAAUGAAUACAGUUUUCGCAACAGUAAGGGCACAGUGGAUCCCAUUCAUCCAACUGAUUCACAGAGUUCCACAUCUUUAACUGUACUUGAUUCCCCAGUUCUAUCUGAUAGAUCUAAUUCCAGAAUUCCUCUUACUCCCCUUUCAUCUCCUGUCAUUGCAUUGACAUCUUGGCUGGGAAGUAGUGGCCAUAAUGAAUCAAAGGCUCACUUGGUUGCCACUCCUUCUAUGGAAUCUUCUGUGUCUGUAAGUGAGUACGAGCAGUCCUCAGACUUGAAGUCCCUCUCUCAAGGAUCAUCUACUGCAAAUACAUUUUUUGCUAUUAAUUCAAAGCUCCUACUUGAAAUGGAUGAUUCUGGCUAUGGGGGUGGUCCUUGCUCUGCUGGAGCUACUGCUGUUCUGGAUUUUAUGGCAGAAGUGCUUUCUGAUUUUGUGACUGAGCAGAUAAAAGCAGCAGCAGUCAUAGAGAGUAUCUUGGAAGCUGUUCCUUUGUAUGUUGAUGUUGAUUGUGUACUAGUUUUUCAGGGUCUAUGCCUGAGUAGACUGAUGAACUUCCUUGAAAGGCGUCUUUUGCGUGAUGAUGAGGAAGAUGAGAAAAAGUUAGAUAAGAGUCGCUGGUCCACAAACUUGGAUGCUUUGUGCUGGAUGAUAGUUGAUCGUGUAUAUAUGGGUGCCUUUCCACAGCCUGCUGGUGCACUGAAAACUCUGGAAUUCUUGUUAUCUAUGCUACAGCUGGCAAACAAAGAUGGUCGGAUAGAAGAAGCAGCUCCGACUGGAAAGGGUCUUUUGUCAAUUGCAAGAGGAAGUAGACAACUUGAUGCCUAUGUACAUGCACUUCUUAAAAAUACAAACCGAAUGAUACUGUAUUGUUUCCUGCCGUCAUUCUUGGUCUCCAUAGGAGAAGAAAAUCUUCUUUUAUGCUUGGGUCUGCAAAAUGAACCUAGGAAGAGAUUCUCAAACUCUUCACAAGAAGAUAAUGGCAUUGAUAUCUGCACUGUCUUGCAGUUAUUAGUUGCUCACAGGCAAAUUAUAUUUUGUGCCAGCAAUCUUGAUACUGACCUAAAUUGCUGUCUUUGUGUAAAUUUGAUCUCUCUUCUUCGAGACCAAAGACAACAAGUACAGAACAUGGCAGUUGAUAUUGUCAAGUAUCUACUGGUGCAUCGUAGGGCUGCAUUAGAAGACUUGCUUGUUUCUAAACCAAACCAAGGACAGCAUCUGGAUGUUCUACAUGGUGGUUUCGACAAGCUGUUGACUGGAAGCUUACUUGCUUUCUUUGAGUGGCUUUGGAGUUCUGAACAGAUUGUCAAUAAAGUAUUGGAGCAGUGUGCUGCUAUUAUGUGGGUACAAUUUAUUGCUGGCUCAACAAAGUUUCCUGGUGUGAGAAUAAAAGGAAUGGAAGGUCGUCGUAAGAGGGAAAUGGGGAGAAGGUCUCGAGAUAUUUCAAAAUUAGACCUAAGACACUGGGAGCAGGUAAAUGAACGGAGAUAUGCACUUGAAGUGGUUCGUGAUGCAAUGUCUACUGAGCUGAGAGUUGUUCGUCAAGAUAAGUAUGGUUGGGUUCUUCAUGCUGAAAGUGAGUGGCAAAUCCAUCUUCAACAACUUGUACAUGAACGGGGAAUAUUUCCUAUGCGUAAAACCUCUGAGACUGAAGAUCCUGAAUGGCAGCUUUGUCCCAUUGAAGGUCCAUAUCGAAUGCGGAAAAAGCUUGAGCGCUGCCAGUUGAAGAUUGAUACCAUUCAAAAUAUCCUAGAUGGAGAGUUUAAAUCAGGAGAAGCAGAACAAUCAAAAACUAAAAGUAGGAAUGGUCUUAAUGAUUCUGAUACUGAUUCGGAUUCAUUUUUUCAUCUUGUAGCUGAUAGAUCUGAACAGAAUGGCUUUGACGGUGAGCUGUAUGGAGAAUCAUUUUUCAACGAAUCUGAUGAUGUCAAAGAUGUAGCCUCUGCUCGGGUUGGGUGGAACGAUGACCGUGCAAGUAGUAUAAAUGAAGCAAGUCUUCACUCUGCUCUGGAGUUUGGUGUCAAGUCUAGUGCAGGGUCCAUCCCAGUAACAGACAGCAUACAAGACAGAUCUGAUCUAGGAUCUCCAAGGCAGUCCUCUAUGAAAAUUGAUGAGGUGAAAGUUGCAGAGGAUAAAGGAGAUAAGGAACUGAAUGAUAAUGGUGAAUACCUAAUUAGACCUUAUCUGGAACCUCUUGAAAAAAUAAGAUUCAGGUAUAAUUGUGAACGAGUUGUUGGUCUUGACAAACAUGAUGGCAUAUUUCUGAUUGGGGAACUUUCUUUGUAUGUUAUUGAGAACUUCUACAUUGAUGAUUCUGGAUGCAUUUGUGAGAAGGAAUGUGAAGAUGAACUCUCUGUUAUUGAUCAGGCUUUGGGUGUAAAGAAGGAUGUGACUGGCAGUAUGGAUUUUCAGUCUAAGUCAACUUCAUCCUGGGGUACUACCGUCAAGGCCUGGAUUGGGGGAAGGGCAUGGGCUUACAAUGGUGGUGCAUGGGGAAAGGAAAAAGUGUGUUCUAGUGGUAAUCUGCCUCAUCUCUGGCGUAUGUGGAAACUUAAUAGUGUUCUUGAAAUCUUGAAGCGUGAUUACCAGCUGCGUCCUGUUGCUAUUGAGAUAUUUAGCAUGGAUGGCUGUAAUGAUCUCCUGGUUUUCCACAAGAAGGAGAGAGAGGAAGUAUUUAAAAAUUUGGUUGCUAUGAAUCUUCCAAGAAACAGCAUGUUGGACACAACCAUUUCGGGAUCAACAAAACAAGAAAGCAGUGAGGGCAGCCGUCUUUUUAAGAUUAUGGCUAAAUCCUUCUCAAAGAGGUGGCAAAAUGGAGAAAUUAGCAAUUUCCAGUACCUCAUGCACCUAAACACCCUGGCAGGACGAGGAUACAGUGAUCUCACCCAGUAUCCAGUGUUUCCAUGGGUUCUUGCAGACUAUGAAAGUGAACAUUUGGACCUGUCAAAUCCCAAAACAUUCCGUAGGCUUGAUAAACCGAUGGGUUGUCAAACGCCAGAAGGGGAAGAGGAGUUUAGGAAAAGAUAUGAGAGCUGGGAUGAUCCAGAAGUCCCCAAAUUUCACUAUGGUUCUCAUUAUUCUAGUGCUGGAAUUGUCCUCUUCUACCUUCUACGCCUGCCACCAUUUAGUGCAGAAAAUCAGAAGCUGCAAGGUGGCCAGUUUGACCAUGCUGAUCGUCUUUUCAAUAGUGUAAGAGACACAUGGUUAAGUGCAGCUGGCAAGGGAAAUACAUCUGAUGUAAAAGAACUGAUUCCAGAAUUCUUUUACGUGCCAGAGUUCCUGGAAAAUAGGUUCAAUCUCGACUUGGGUGAGAAACAGUCUGGAGAGAAGGUUGGUGAUGUUGUAUUACCUCCAUGGACCAAAGGCAGUGCUAGAGAGUUCAUCAGAAAGCACAGGGAAGCAUUGGAAUCUGAUUUUGUUUCUGAACAUCUGCAUCACUGGAUAGACCUCAUCUUUGGAUAUAAACAGAGAGGAAAGGCUGCUGAGGAAGCUGUGAAUGUUUUCUAUCAUUAUACGUAUGAAGGUAGUGUGGACAUAGACUCUGUUACAGAUCCUGCAAUGAAAGCUUCCAUUCUAGCGCAGAUUAAUCACUUUGGGCAGACACCGAAGCAAUUAUUCCUCAAACCUCACGUUAAGCGACGGUCUGAUAGAAAGCUUCCUCCUCAUCCACUCAAGUACUCUGCCUAUCUUGUUCCACAUGAAAUACGCAAGAGCUCAUCUCCCAUAACUCAGAUAGUUACUUUCCAUGAGAAGAUUCUUUUGGCUGGAACAAAUAACUUACUUAAACCCAGGACAUAUACCAAAUAUGUUGCAUGGGGUUUUCCGGACCGUAGCUUGAGAUUUAUGAGUUAUGACCAAGACAGACUUCUUUCUACACAUGAGAAUCUCCAUGGAGGCUACCAGAUUCAUUGUGCUGGUGUCAGCCAUGAUGGUCAUAUUCUUGUUACAGGUGCUGAUGAUGGACUGAUUUCUGUUUGGAGAAUUGUGAAGGAUGGACCCCGGGCUCUGCGAUGCCUGCAGUUGGAGAAGGCAUUAUGUGCUCAUACAGCCAAAGUCACUUGCCUUCGUGUAAGCCAGCCCUACAUGCUGAUUGUCAGUGGAUCAGAUGACUGCACUAUUAUCUUGUGGGAUCUGAGCUCCUUGGUUUUUAUUAGGCAGCUUCCCGAGUUCCCAGCACCGAUUUCAGCAGUUUAUGUGAAUGACUUGAAUGGUGAAAUAGUGACUGCCGCUGGAGUUUUGCUUGCUGUUUGGAGUAUUAAUGGGGAUUGCUUAGCUGUGGUUAACACGUCCCAACUUCCAUCUGAUUUUAUACUCUCAGUGACCAGCUGUACAUUUUCCGACUGGCUGGACACAAAUUGGUAUGUGACAGGUCACCAAAGUGGGGCAGUUAAAGUGUGGCAAAUGGUUCAUUGUUCUGAUGAGGGGAGCAUACGAAGCAAGUCAACCAGCAAUGGAACGGGAGGAUUUGGCUUGAAUGACAAGGCACCGGAAUACAGACUGAUCCUGCAGAAGGUUAUGAAGUUUCACAAGCAACCGGUUACUGCCCUACACCUGACUAGUGAUCUGAAGCAGCUGUUGAGUGGGGACUCUGCUGGGCAUUUACUAUCAUGGACAGUGCCGGAUGAGAGUCUGAGAUCUUCAACUAAUCAGGGGUGAUGAGUAGAAUUAGCGACUUGAAUGUGACAUUUCUAGCCCCUCCCCGUUGAGGAAACUGUUGAUUUUUCAUCAAACCCUGUGGGGUUUCACAUGUGUAUCCUUACUGAUGAAGAAUGGAUGUUUCAUAAUACAUUGAAAAAGGAAUGCCAAGACAGCUGGGCUGGCCUGGGGUUGAGACUGGAAAGACAUUUGGGCCAAAAAUCAUCACGCAGCCUGCCCUGAAUACCCAACUUCUGGGUUAAAACUUAGUGCUUCAGAUGGCGCAGGGCAAUGGACUGCUUUUUGUAGCAUUUUGGAUACUCGGCAGAGGAAGUUUUUGAUCCUCCUACAGAAAUGGGUCUUGGCUUUUUUAUGUAUAUAGGUGGAUGGCUAACUGUGUGAUAAGAAUUUGUAUAGCGAUAGUUGUAUUUGCCAGGUAAGAUGUCAGUGAAAAUGAUCUGGCCAGUUUGAACAAGGGACACGAUUAAUUGUUGGGUGUGAUUCCUUCUGGCUUAAAUUCUUUUUUGCGCGAGUGCAAUUGGGUACCCACUGCCCUUUUUGUUGUGGAAUAUUAAAGUCCUCUCUCACUGUUGCUCUUC
Molecule: messenger RNA, 11909 nt
Organism: Malania oleifera
Lineage: Eukaryota; Viridiplantae; Streptophyta; Magnoliopsida; Santalales; Ximeniaceae
Product: protein SPIRRIG-like
Exons: 19
Coding region: 538-11331 (3597 amino acids)
Molecular function (GO): protein binding
Source: RefSeq, a predicted model, not a curated record